UAAGUGCAUCUAAUAUCCCGGGGUUUGACUCUGAGGUUUAAGAAUAGAGCUUUCCGGAGGCAUCAGGUGCAGCAGCAAGCCAAAGUAGCAGAGAAUCAGUCCGUGCAGGCUGGUGAGUUCCCUGCGACUCAAAAGGUACACCUAUCCCAAGGAGCUUCAGAGAGGUCCCAAGGUCCCAGAGCACGAACUCCAUGCUGGGUACAAGAGAACUCUGGAGAGUGGACGAUUCUGAUCAGAGGCGGCUUGGUGGCCUCAGGGUACGUGGACAGCGCUGGAUGGGAGGAUUUUCUAAUGCAGCCGCCACAGCCAGGCGUGGGGGUUGAGCGGUUCCAACUGGAACAUCAGCCCAGGGCUACACAUUCUCCCGGGCUACCCAUUGAGCGCAGGACUUCCAAGGUUACCAUGGCAUCUGGUGCCAACAUGAAAGCUCCCAUCUGUCUAGUGGAAAAUGAGAAUGAAGAGCUGAGGGUGAACCCUAAAGCCGUAAACAUCCUUGAGAGGAUCACUCAGCCUGUGGUGGUGGUAGCCAUCGUAGGAGUGUACCGUACAGGAAAGUCCUACCUGAUGAACCGCUUGGUGGGGCAGAACCAUGGCUUCAAUCUGGGCACCACAAUUAGGUCUGAAACUAAGGGCAUCUGGAUGUGGUGUGUGCCUCACCCCAGCAAACCCAAAUUCACACUCGUGCUUCUGGACACGGAGGGCUUAGGUGAUGUGGAAAAGGGUGACCCUAAGAAUGACUCGUGGAUCUUCGCUCUGGCUGUACUUCUGAGCAGCACCUUUGUCUACAAUAGCAUGGGCACCAUCAAUCAUCAGGCUCUGGAGCAGCUGCACUAUGUCACAGAACUGACAGAGCUGAUCAGGGCAAAAUCCACUUCCCAAUCUGAAGAAGUGGAUGACUCUGAUAAGUUUGUAAGUUUCUUUCCAGACUUUAUCUGGAUUGUUCGAGACUUUGCUCUGGAGCUGAAGUUAGACGGACGUGUCAUCACAGCAGAUGAGUACCUAGAAAAUGCCCUGAAGCUGAUUCCAGGCAGAAGUCUCAAAGCCCAAAAGGCUAACUUGCCUAGGGAAUGCAUCAGGCACUUCUUUCCUAGACGGAAAUGCUUUGUCUUUGAUCGACCUAUGAAAGAAAAAGAACUCCUAGUCCAUGUUGAGGAAGUGCCAGAGGACCAGUUGGAUCACAAUUUCCAAGUGCAAUCUAAAGAAUUCUGUUCUUACAUCUUUUCCAAUGCAAAGGCUAAGACCUUGAAAGAGGGAAUUAUUGUCAAUGGAAACCGACUGGCGACUCUGGUGACGACCUACGUGGAUGCUAUCAAUAGUGGAGCAGUGCCGUGUUUGGAGAAUGCAGUGACGACCCUGGCCCAGCGUGAGAACUCCAUAGCUGUGCAGAAGGCAGCUGAGCACUACAGUGAGCAGAUGGCCCAGCGAGUGAGGCUCCCCACAGCCACGCUCCAGGAGCUGCUGGAUGAGCAUGCAGCCUGUGAGAAGGAAGCCAUUGCUGUCUUCAUGGAGCACUCCUUCAAAGAUGAGAAUCAGCAGUUCCAGAAGAACUUGGUGGUCAUCAUAGAGGAAAAAAAGGAAGAUUUCUUGCGACAGAAUGAAGAAGCCUCUCUCAAUCACUGCCAGGCUGAGUUGAACAAGCUCUCAGAGUCCCUGAGGGAGAGCAUCUCACGUGGAGCUUUCUCUGUUCCUGGAGGCCACAGGCUGUACGUAGAGGCUAGGAAGAAGGUUGAGCAGGACUAUGAGCGAGUGCCCAGGAAGGGAGUGAAGGCAAAUCAUGUCCUUCAGAGCUUCCUACAGUCACAGAUUCCUAUAGAGGAGUCCAUCUUGCAGUCAGACAAAGCCCUCUCUGAUGUCCAGAAGGCCAUGGAAGCUGAGCGGGCUCAAAAGGAGGCGGCUGAGAAGGAGCAGGAGCUACUAAGACAGAGAGAGAAGGAGCUGCAGCAGGUGAUGGAGGCUCAAGAGAGAAGCUACAAGGAAAACAUGGCUCAGCUGCGUGAGAAGAUGGAGACAGAAAGGGAGAACAUUCUGAGAGAGCAAGAGCAGAUGCUGGAACACAAGCUGAAGAUCCAAGAAGACAUGCUUAAUGAAGGAUUUAAAAGGAAAUGUGAAGCAAUGGAUUCAGAGAUAAGCCAACUACAAAAAGAGAUUCAACUAAAUAAGGAUAAGAAUAGCUCAGUGGCUGCACGACACUUUGAUGGGUUUGGAAAUGUGUUAAUUUCAGUAUUGCCUGGUGCUGGUAAGCUCUUUGGUCUAGGGAUGAAAAUUUUAAGCAGACAAAUGAAAUAGGCAAAUAAUUCUUGUUAGAAAGCUGUAGGUAUGGCUUUCCCCACCCCCUGAGACUUAUUUUUGAAGUCUGUCUCACAUUAAUUUCAUUUAUUAAGUUUCAAAAACCAAAAAUAUAGGUCACUUGCCAUAAAUUGAUGGCGAGCUCCCAUUGCUGAAGCCAACAUGUAUACGACUCAUUGAACAAUGGAGAACUCAAGCUGGUGCCCAUAGAUCCUUCACCCUACAUGCUAACGUCUUUGGCACAGAAUGACACUCUGCAUGCUACCAAAGGAAAAACACAAAUGCCAUCCUAGCCACAAACCUUUUAAUCGACAAUGGCAUUCUGCUUGCAAAAUAUUCAAAUGCAGUGGUAACACAAAGCUUGCAGAGAUGACCAACCAAUAUCUGAUUUAAGGCCAACUUCACAGGAUGAAACCCAUGCCUGAUACUGCCUGGAUGAUCAAGAACCUAGAUCAGAUAGCUGAGGAAACCUUGAGUAAAACCAAAUACUAUUGUUGUAUUUUUAAAAAGUAGCAAUAAAAUGACUCUUACUGACAUUCUGCAGUACUCAUAGAUCAGUGCCUCGCUCAGCCAUGAUUAGAGAAGCUUCCUCUUGCAACAGAUGGGGACAAAUGCAGAGACCCACAAACAGACAUUAUACAAAGGGUAAGAGACUUGGGAACACUCAACCCUAAGUGGGGUGUUUUCAUCAAAUCCCUCCCCUCAGGGAGGCAGGAACACUGGGAAAGAGGAGACAGAAAAAGUGUAAAAGCCAGAGGGGAUGGAGACCACCAAGAAAACACCCACCCCUCAGAGCUGGAGAGAUGGCUCAGAGGUCAAGAGCACUGUCUACUCUUCUCAAAGACCUGGUUUACUUCCCAGAAGUCACAUGGCAGUUUACAAGUGUCUAUAACACUGGUGCCAGGGAAUGUGACACCCUUGUAUGGGCAUA
Mastomys coucha (southern multimammate mouse) is the source of this 3217-nucleotide messenger RNA. Its product is annotated as guanylate-binding protein 4-like. NCBI's taxonomy places the organism in Eukaryota, Metazoa, Chordata, Mammalia, Rodentia, Muridae. Gene Ontology annotation, biological process: defense response to protozoan; defense response to Gram-positive bacterium. Gene Ontology annotation, molecular function: GTPase activity; GTP binding. The record is from RefSeq and is a predicted model, not a curated record. The coding region runs from base 292 to 2286 and encodes 664 amino acids. The transcript is spliced from 11 exons.